Molecule: messenger RNA, 1130 nt
Organism: Drosophila teissieri
Lineage: Eukaryota; Metazoa; Arthropoda; Insecta; Diptera; Drosophilidae
Gene: Trf4
Exons: 2
Coding region: 84-1076 (330 amino acids)
Biological process (GO): DNA-templated transcription initiation
Molecular function (GO): RNA polymerase II general transcription initiation factor activity; DNA binding
Source: RefSeq, a predicted model, not a curated record
UCCUUUCAGAGUGAUUCAUUUGAUUCAGUCAUAAUUUCGAAUAACAAAUAUCUAUUUCGAAUACACAAAGAAAGCGAUUGUCCAUGGAUUCGUUGAUCAGAAGGUUCAAGGCGCUACACCACGUGGAUGAUUUUGAAAAUGACGCUAGAUUCGAGGAGCUCAAGAUAAAGGAGCCGGCAGCUAAAAUAUCCAGUCUGGAUAAACUUUUUGAGGAACUUAGCAUCAACGAAGGAAGUUCUGCCGUAGAGGACUUGAUCACCAAGCCGAUAAAGGAGGAGAACUACCCAUAUAAGGAUUACUUUAGCAAGAGUCCCAUAGAUUUUCCGUGGCAAAAGGCCUUUGAGAAGGGGGAAAGUUCAGUGGCACCCGACUGGUAUAUCGACUAUGAGAACAUCUUCGAGAAUGUGGCCAAUCUCGCCGAAGUGGAGCAGAAACUGGAGUUGCUCUACAGACCCUUCACCUGUGUGAUGGACGUCAAUUGCCGCUUCAAUAUGUACGAGUUGUGCCUGCUGAUGGCCGAGUCCCGCUUCGAUCCGGGUAGUCACCCAUCCGUCGUUGUGAAGAUCACCCAUCCCAGUGCCCAGGUGAAGAUCCAUGCUGGUGGCAAGAUUUCCUCCACCGCCCUGAACGCCGAUUCGGCCAGGAGUGCACUCUUCAAGGUGAUCAGGAUCCUGAACGAUCUCGACUACAAGGUGGAGAUCAAGAACUUCAGCAAGAACAUCGUGAACGCCUCCUUCAGCAUGCCCUUCAAAAUCGAUCUGGAUCUGAUGAGCCACCGCCAUGUGGUCGAGGCAGCUCGGAAUAGAAGCAAGAGACCAUUCACCACUUGGACCACCGAGAAGUUGGGCGUGAGAUUCGCCGUCUUUCCCACUGGCUUCGUUUUGGUGCUGCACUCCAGCAGUCACUUCGAGACACGUGAGGCUAUAGCCGACUUCCUGCCCAUCCUGGCCAGACUCCAGAACGGAUAUCCCACGGCUGAGGAGAAAGUGGGACAACUGGUGGGCGAUCUCACCUACAAGUUGUUGUGGGAAAAGCGCUUGGAGGAGGACAAGGAGGGCCUGUUGCUCUACUCCUAACAUAGUAAUAUUAAUAUAUUCAUUUAAAUUCGUGCCUAGCUUUGUUUAAAGAAU